UCAUGGUGGAAGGACAGGUAGCCGUUCAACAGCCACAGCAACAACAACCUUCGGGAGCUGGCGGUACUAAUAGCACCACUGGAGCAGGCCAAGGAUCAACGGCAUCCAACAAUGGAACCAACAGCCAAGCUCAAACAAACGGUGGCUCUGCACCUGCAACACCAGUGUCCUCAUCAGCUGGAUCCACAACAAACACAACUGGUGGACAGUUGGGAACUAAUAAUGCGCCCCAAAACAACAACAACAACAACAAUAAUAAUAACUCGGCCGCAAACAACAAUAAUAACAAUGAACCGGAUCCCAAGACCAAUCUAAUUGUGAAUUACUUGCCACAGACCAUGUCCCAGGAUGAAAUACGUUCGUUGUUUGUUAGUUUCGGGGAGGUGGAGAGCUGUAAACUAAUCCGCGACAAGGUGACAGGUCAAAGCUUGGGCUAUGGUUUCGUCAACUAUGUGAAGCAGGAGGAUGCAGAAAAGGCUAUAAAUGCCUUGAAUGGUUUGCGGCUUCAGAAUAAAACUAUCAAGGUCUCUAUUGCUCGCCCCAGUUCCGAGAGCAUCAAAGGUGCAAAUCUCUAUGUAUCGGGUCUUCCAAAAAAUAUGACUCAGUCCGAUUUGGAAUCAUUGUUCAGUCCAUACGGCAAGAUCAUAACUUCGCGCAUACUAUGUGAUAAUAUCACUGGUCUCUCCAAGGGCGUUGGUUUCAUACGCUUCGAUCAACGAUUUGAAGCCGAUCGUGCUAUCAAGGAGCUAAAUGGUACCACACCAAAGAAUUCCACCGAACCCAUCACCGUCAAGUUCGCCAAUAAUCCCAGUAGCAACAAGAAUAGCAUGCAACCGCUGGCAGCCUACAUAGCCCCCCAAAAUGCGAGGGGCGGUCGAGCAUUUCCGGCGAAUGCCGCUGCAGGAGCAGCAGCCGCCGCCGCUGCCGCUGCCAUUCAUCCAAACGCAGGUCGCUACAGUUCUGUAAUCUCACGCUACUCACCGUUGACCAGCGAUCUGAUCACCAAUGGGAUGAUCCAAGGCAAUACCAUUGCCAGUUCCGGAUGGUGUAUUUUCGUCUACAACUUGGCCCCUGAAACGGAGGAGAAUGUGCUAUGGCAGCUGUUUGGACCUUUUGGAGCUGUCCAGUCAGUCAAGGUGAUUCGUGAUCUUCAAAGCAAUAAAUGCAAGGGAUUCGGUUUUGUUACAAUGACGAAUUACGAGGAGGCUGUGCUGGCCAUUCAGUCGCUUAACGGCUAUACACUUGGCAACCGUGUACUUCAGGUCAGCUUCAAGACCAACAAGAACAAGCAAACGUAAUUAUUAACAAAGUUGGCUGCUGUUGUCAAUGCCAAUGCGACGGCGGCGGCUUUGGCGGCCAAUGGUCUAGUGCUACACAAUCAACACCAUCACAGCACCAUUGGCAACAUCAAAAACACUAACCACAACAACUGCACUGCGGCCUAUCCAUUUGGCAAAUACGCUAAUCAUAGCAACAACAGACAGCACAACAGCAACAUCCCUAGUAACAAUAGCAAUACGAACAAGCCGAAGCCAUCGAACUCGACUAACAAGCAACAAAUAUUGCCUCCACCGAAGAGGCCAGUUAGUAGCAACUCAGUCACAUCAUCCACUGUAGCAUCAACAACAGCAACAAUUCGUAGCAGCAGCAAUGGCCACAAUGAGUCCAAUGGCGAUGCUACUGGAGCCACUGCCACCACCUCCACAUUCUCGUCACCGUCAUCGUCGACCAGCAUCCUCAAGACCUCUACGAAAUUUGUAUACAACAAGCCCCAAAAUCACUUUGAGUUGUUGCAGCAGCAAUUGCAGCUGCAGCAGGAGUUCGCCCAGUUCUUGACUAAUGUGGCAAACAGUGCUGCUGCCGCAGCUACACCCAGCAACAGCUCAACUAGCUCAAUAAGCCAGCGAACCAAUGGAGGCAUCGGACUAGGGCUGGGACAUCCGGUAACCAAUGCCCCCGGUGGCGGUACUGGCAACAAGAACGUCAACAGUAGCAACGGUUAUAUGUCCGCCUGGUCCAAUUGGUUCUAUUAGUGUUAGCCUUAAGAGGCAGCGAUUGCUUAGUUUGUUGCAACCGUCUUCUAUGACGCAGAACGUAUGUCAGCCGU
This is a messenger RNA of Drosophila bipectinata, 2107 nucleotides long. It is a transcript of the gene Rbp9, whose product is annotated as RNA-binding protein 9. Gene Ontology annotation, cellular component: ribonucleoprotein complex. Gene Ontology annotation, molecular function: RNA binding. The record is from RefSeq and is a predicted model, not a curated record. NCBI's taxonomy places the organism in Eukaryota, Metazoa, Arthropoda, Insecta, Diptera, Drosophilidae.